Molecule: messenger RNA, 654 nt
Organism: Cajanus cajan (pigeon pea)
Lineage: Eukaryota; Viridiplantae; Streptophyta; Magnoliopsida; Fabales; Fabaceae
Source: RefSeq, a predicted model, not a curated record
ACUGAUGGGUGAAGAACUUUCUGCUUUGGAUAUUGAUCAGCUGAAGCAUCUGGAAGAUCAAUUGGAAACGGGUUUGAAGAAUGUUCGCACAAGAAAGGAUCAAAUGUUUAUAGAUGAGAUCAAAGAAUUACAACAAAAGGGAAGCCUCGUUCAGCAACAAAAGGAAGAACUUCUUAAAAAGAUAGACCUUAUCCACAAAGAAAAUGCAGAACUAAAAAAGGUUGUUGAAGCAAGGCGUGCAGAAGAAAAAGAAUCACUGAAUCCUUCACAUGCUAUCAGCAAUGGAUAUGAUAAACUUUACCCUAACAGUCUGCAACAAAGCCAGUCUCAGCCUCAACACAGGGCACCAUCGGAUGAAGCGAUCAUUCUGGGGUAUUCCCUCAAAUUGAAGAUAUAAAAAAUAGUUUAACGUGCAUCUGAUGUAAUAUAUUUUGGAGAAAUCGCUUUUUUUUUGAAAAAUUAAAAAAUCUUUUAAAAAAAGAAGGGAUUAUUCUCGAAAUUUAAACUUUACUAUAAACAUGCUGUAAGUCUAUAGAUUUUUAUCCUUAUUUUUGUUAUAAAGUAAGAAGCUAAAGUGUGCACUAGUCUAGAUUACAGCUACAUUGGUGAAAACUGGUUCGAUAUCGAUCGAUCGAUAUUAUUUAUAAAUCUGUA